Raphanus sativus (radish) is the source of this 351-nucleotide messenger RNA. RefSeq lists its product as uncharacterized. NCBI's taxonomy places the organism in Eukaryota, Viridiplantae, Streptophyta, Magnoliopsida, Brassicales, Brassicaceae. The transcript has a single exon. The record is from RefSeq and is a predicted model, not a curated record. The coding region runs from base 1 to 351 and encodes 116 amino acids. Gene Ontology annotation, molecular function: RNA-DNA hybrid ribonuclease activity; nucleic acid binding.
AUGGGGGCACGAAACGUAAGGGCUAGUGUGUCUCCUCUUCAUGAAGAGAUUGAGGCUUUAGUCUGGGCUAUGGAAUGUAUGAGGAAUUUACUUCAAUUUCAAGUUACUUUUGCAACAGAUUGUUCUCAAUUGGUGAAGAUGGUUUUGGAACCAGAUGAAUGGCCAGCUUUUGCAAGUUACUUGGAAGAUAUAAAGAACCUCCAGCAGAGUUUUGUUAGCUCCAAGAUAAUUCAUGUACCAAGAACACAAAAUUUAAGGGCUGACAGUCUUGCACGCAGUGUCAGGAAGCAAACAUCCUUCGUCGUUCACAUGGAUACGGAGCUACCCGUUUGGUUCACAGAGUCAGUCUGA